GAUGUGUCAUCUGUUCUGACCUUAUUUGUAUUUACUUUUACCUGCACAGGUAGCAAAGAAGUGAAAAUGUGAUUUUAACAGGUAAAUUUCAUUGUGGCUAAAAUAAGUGAAUAUUCCAUAAAACAAUUUCAAUGAAACCAGAAGAAAAUGGAUAGCAAUGAAUUUCCAUCCAUCCGCUCCGAGGAUGGAUACAGUACCUCCACAUCACUAUCAUCUGGUCUAACAGGAUAUGAGGAUGAGUUGAAUGAGAUAAAACAUAUCCUAAAUCUUGGUAGUGUUCAUAAAGUGAAGAAAAAUGGGACUGAUAAAAAUACCAUUGAUGUUAGUACAUAUGAGACAAGAAUCAAUAAUUUAACAUCAGAAUUGCAGACAUCCCUCAAGCUGAAUGAGAAAUAUAAGAAUCAGCUAUUUUCAUUGGAGAGGAGCAAUGAAUUGAGAGUACAUGAGCAUUUUGAGAAACUGUUGCAAGCAAAUUCAAGUUUAGAAAAUCAAUUAGCUAGUGCCAAUAAGCAAUUCAGUCUGUUGAUGAAGAAUAAAUCUAAUAGUCUUCCAAAUAGUUUAUCUCUAGAGAAGCUAGUAAGUGAAUUGCAAAUUGAGCUGGAGCAAAAUAGAAAUGAGAAUCAUGCAAAUACAGCAAUACAUCAAGAUUUAAAUUUACAAUUGAAUGAAUUGAGUUUAGAAUUGAAAAUAAAACAGAAUUGUAUUGAUGAAUUAAAGAAGAAAGUAACUGAACAGCAUAUUGAUAUUGGCAAAUUGAAGCAAUCAAAUGCCUUGUUGACAAGCAACUGCACUUGUGUGAAAUUGGAAUUUGAACAUUUGAGAAAGUCUAAUGUUUGGUAUAAGGAACAACUGCAUUCUUGCCAAACAGAAAAGAAGAAAGUUGUAGAGGAUUUUUUGACUGUAAAAAAAGAUUUGAUUAAUGGAAAUAGGGAGAAUGAAAGGCUACAACUGCAAAUGGAAAAUUUGAAAAAAAAAUAUAUGGAACUGAUGAAUGACUACAAAAAUUUGGAGGACAACCUAUUAAAACAGAUUCAAAAGUUGGAAACUAAAAAUACGUUAAUGCAACAACCAUUAGAGCCAGUAAAGAAAAGAGUUAAUAAUGUGCACGAAAACGAAAUAAAAAGCCUACAGGAGAGUAUAUUGGUGAUCCAGUCAAAUCUGGAGGAGCAGAGGACUUUGUUCAAUGCUAUUUCUAAGGAAAACGUUAAUUUGCAAUCGCACCUAACAAUAGUGGAAAACGAGCUUGAUAACAAACAGUUAAGCAUUGAAUUGACAGAAUGUAACUAUAAAGAGAUUAGCACAAAAUACCUGGAAAUCAAAGAAGAAUUGAAACAAAGGAACAAUCAAUUGUUAUCGAGCAACUCCCUGAAUAGUAAACUGCAAUUGGCUUUAGAAUCAGUGACAGAAGAGCGGGACGAGAUUACCAGAUCCAUCGUUGCGGUGCGUAAAGAUUUUCAGCGCUUUCUAAAUCUGCACCAGGAAACUAAGCAGGAAUUGUUGCAGCGGAAGAUGGAAGCAGAAAAUUCCGAAUACGAUCUGAAGGUGAGCCAGAAGAUGCUCAAGGAAUUUGAGACUAGCGAGAAAGAGAAUUUCAUGAUAAUUCGAUCAGUUAACGAUGAACUGAAACAUUUGAAGGACGAUAAACUGGUAUUGAUGGAAGUGAAUGCUAAUAAGUGUCACCAAUAUGAAAGAGCACUUGAUGAGAUGAGGAAUAAUAUUGUUACUUUGGAAAAUGUUCUGAAAGGAGUGCUUGAUAAUUUUACUGAAUAUUUUGCGCGCAGGCCGGUGAAGAGUAUUCAGGAAUCGGGGAUCGAAUAUGUGACCAAUUUGAAUGCCUUCUUCGAGAAGUUGCAGAAGUUUGGAGGUACCGAAGCGCACGCGAUUUUCAAACGCAAAUUGCUGGAUAGAUUGCACAAAAUUGAGGAUCGCGUGAGCGUUGUCGAUACAAAGUGCGAAGAGAGUUUCAAGUUGCUCGAAACCAAAACGACAAGUAAGCCAUGCAUCACUACGGGAGCGGAUGAUCUUCUCAAAUUGAGGGCUGCGCUGCAAGUGAAAGAUUUAAAAUCCUUGGAGAAGCAGAAAAAAUAUGAAAUAGUGAAUAGAACAUUGCUGAAAAAGAUCAAAGAGCAUAUGAAGGCUAGAAGCAAAGCAGAAAAACAGUGCUCGUAUUUGGAGACGAUGUACAACGAUACGAUGGAGAAAUUAAAUACAAGCAGGUUGGAGUUGAGUACAAAGGCUGCGGAGCUGGCCGAUUUUAAAAAUAUGUUCCGCGAAAAAAAUCGAGCCUUAGAGAAACUGCAGAACGCCGUCACGAAUUUAGAAAUGAAACUGGAACAAAACAAAAUUUCUUCUGAACAGCUAAAUGCUAUAAGCGAAGAGAUAAAAACUAAGCACGCGUGUAUAGUUGCUCUUAAUUUAGAGUUAACUGCUCUGAGAGACAAAAGUGAUAGGCUAAGAGAACAUUACGAUAAAGUAUUGAUUAAAUGUGAUAAUUUACAAGAUGAUAAAAUACAGUUGGAGAAUUCCCGACAAGAGCAUUUGUUGGACUGCACGAAGACUAUAGGUGGUUUAGAGAUGGAGUUGACGGAACUGCAGGAUAAAAUCGAGUAUUACCUAAAGGAAAAUGAGAUAUUGAAGUGCAAUAUGAUAAACAAGAACUGCGAAAUCGCGGACUUGCAGGAGAGGAAUGGGCGGAUACAAAGUGCAGCAAACGAAAAGGAGCAGUUUGUAAAGAGGUUGCAGAACGAAGCGAAUCAAUCGAUGGAAACCUGCAAAAGAUCUUCGGCGGAGAAGAUGUGCUUGCAAGGUUUAAUUAACGAUUUCAAAACGGCCUUAAACUCAGCCAUCAAGGAAAAUCAGGAUUUGAAGCAACGGAUUCUACUGCUAACUAAAGAGAAAAUGUCCAGUAGUUUGCCAACCGAGCUGAUCAUAAAUCCGCUGGAUUACAAACAUAUCAAUUCGCUUAUAAAUAGGGCCCAGAUGAGCGAAGUGAACUCAUUAGGUAAACUGGAGGAUUCCCUCAACUGUCUGAAGAGAGAAAUGGCUUGUCUGCAGAAGCAGAUCGUAGAGAAGAAUUUCUCCGUUUCUAGUCUAUAGGGCAUUAAAUUUUAACGAUAUUUGUUGUUAUUAUUAGCGUCUUCAUUCAACAUAAAUUAUUAUAAUCAUUGUCUUCCUUCGCAACGUCGAAUGAAGUUCAAAUAAUUGCAUUCCAUUUAUGAUAAGAAAAACUAACGACUGUGAUUAUAGCCUAAGGAUUAAAUAAUAUAUAUUGAUAAAAUAACUAUACUAUUAUAUGCAUAAUAUAGCAAA
This is a messenger RNA of Nicrophorus vespilloides, 3309 nucleotides long. Its product is annotated as major antigen-like. The record is from RefSeq and is a predicted model, not a curated record. The transcript is spliced from 5 exons. Lineage: Eukaryota; Metazoa; Arthropoda; Insecta; Coleoptera; Silphidae. Bases 148 to 3096 code for a protein of 982 amino acids.